Toxotes jaculatrix (banded archerfish) is the source of this 1593-nucleotide messenger RNA. RefSeq names its product SAC3 domain containing 1 (gene sac3d1). The transcript has 4 exons. The record is from RefSeq and is a predicted model, not a curated record. Lineage: Eukaryota; Metazoa; Chordata; Actinopteri; Toxotidae. Bases 1 to 1233 code for a protein of 410 amino acids. Gene Ontology annotation, biological process: centrosome duplication; spindle assembly. Gene Ontology annotation, cellular component: nucleus; centrosome; spindle.
AUGAUGCUGAAAAGUGACGACGGGCUUGAAAGACCAAUGAACCGCAGGAGAACGCCUCGUUGCGCCUUUCGCUCACAGAGGAACCAGGAGCAAUGUCAAGGCCAAGACGGAGCACAGCUGGAAAUGGAGGAUGAGAGACAUGAGCAGCAGAAGGACACAGUGCCAAGAGGGACCUGCCAGACCAUGUGCCCUGUUCAUGAGCUGCGGAUCCGUGAGACACAGAACCGCCUCCACUGUUUCGAGAUGUUAGCAGGCACAGAAAAAGAUCGACUGCCCAAGGGAGAUCCCUUGCGUGCUGUCAAGGAGUAUUCCAGACCAGCGGCUGGGAAAGACUCUACAAACCCUGCUGACCUCCGCCCACCUGCGGUGUUGCUGAAAACUGUUUGUUACCUUAUUGAUGACAUCGCUGCCUCCCCUAAUCUGCGCCCUUGGACUGAGGUGUACAGCUUUGUUUUUGAUCGGCUGCGUGGUGUGAAGCAGGACAUGAUCAUCCAGAGGGUGUCUGGGUUGGACUGUGUGUCCAUUUUAGAGCGGACAGUACGUUUCCUCAUCUAUGCCUCUUACCGUCUUUGUGGCGAGCCCCUGGGACUCUACGACCCAUGCAUUAAUAACACACACCUACAGGAGAAUCUAAGCUGGCUGCUGGAUAGCUAUGCAACUGGAACAGAACCACAUCCCAACCAGGAAGAGUUUCAAGCUCUUGGUCUCCUGUACAACUUGGGUUCAACUCGUGCCACACAGCACAUCAUGGAGCUCCCUGAGCGGCUCCGCAGCGCUCCUUCCAUCAAGCUGGCUCUGUCUGUCAACCAGGCUUUUCUGGAGCGAAACCCUGCGCGUAUGCUCCGUCUGGCUCAGAGGUUGAACUUUCUGCAGUGUUGUGCACUCCACCGGCACCUGGUGACGUGUCGUAGAGAUCUGCUGCUAAUAUUUAGCCACGGAUACAGCAGCCGCAACUGUCGCUUUCCCCUUGACAAACUGGCUCAGCUCUUGUACUUAGACACAUCACUUGCAGCCCAACUCUGCCAGGUUUAUGGACUGGAGGUAAACCAGGGUAACCAGGUGGUUUUCUCUAAGGCUGCUUUCACGGAGCCUGAACAAGGAAAACUGCACUGCAAACUGUAUCACAACAUAGUGGCUGAGAAACAGAAAGACUUUACUGUUGCUGGUAUCAUUCAUGGUUACACUUUAGACUCCAACAUUUGUAAUGCAAGUAAUAUUUUAAAGAAAAAUUGACUGUUAACUCCCAUCAAUCCACAGGGAAGUCAUAGUGCAACUGGCAGGGAUUGAAAAACUUCAGCUGUGCAGCUGUUUUGUGAGUAGUUAGUAGUUUUGUUAAGUAGUUUCAUGGUCAGGGUUGUUGUUGAGCUAAGGGUUUGCCAUUCUCUAACUGAGUGGGGAUGUAAUUCAAGAAAAAAAGUUCCCUCUCAGCUCUGGAUGUGUUUUUUCAUGUUCAUCAUCCACUCUGUGUCUGAAUUACUUUAAAAUGUGAAUAUUUUGUAUAUUGUUACUGUUUAAAUGUUAUUUUAAUGCCAUAUUGUAUUAAUUCUCAAAAAUGCAGUACCUCAGAAACAUUUCAAUAAACUGUUAUCUAAA